Messenger RNA from Salmo salar (Atlantic salmon), 4210 nucleotides. Lineage: Eukaryota; Metazoa; Chordata; Actinopteri; Salmoniformes; Salmonidae. The record is from RefSeq and is a predicted model, not a curated record.
AGACGCAGUCAGUCGGUGCCUCACAUUUCCUCCUCCCAGAGGAGCUCGUAGAGUUUGUCAUGGUGAAACAGAAGAAAAAUCGCUCUAACUGGAAAUGACAAUUGAAUGGAACUUCUGGAUAUGUAUACUGUAAUAUCGAUGUGAAAAUGGAGUCCAAAUAUUUCGCUCUGCUUAGAAAUGUGUUUAAGUUAAUAGCCGUGCGUAACUGUUCCCUGGAUAAUUGUCUCCUUCCAUGCGUAAAUCAGACGAGCGUCGUGGUGAGAAAAUUAGCUAUUGGUCUGCUAUUAAAGUAUUUUUGGUAACCUCAUGCCACGUAAAACCUUGAAUAAUAUCGGAAAAAAAGUCUCCAGCUAUCUUAAAUAAACUUAAUAAAAUCGGUGUUCAUUAAUAACGAAGAGCCUCUUGUAUUUCAGCACCAUGAGAAGGACAGCGCUUCUUUUUUUCUAGCUUUUUUUAACCUCCUAACGCAUUUGGAUACAGCUGCUACACAGAAAACGGUGGUGAGGACAGAGACAUUUAAUUUUGGAAACUACAACCUUAUUAAAAGUGAUUUAAUCAAGUUGAAUACAUGUUCAUCUGUAAAGGGUACAAGCACGUAAAGUAAAACGUCACUCUCUCCCCCGCCCAUGAAGCGGCUGUAUGAGAUAUCUGAAGUGAGGCAAGGCUUCAUAUGACACAGGAGGAGUGGAUCCUCUCAAAAAUUGACACGGAAGCCGAUUUCUCACCACGUCCUCAUAGUUUCAAGAUAACCUUUCUGGAGAGGAUAUAAUCAAAUAACAACGUCAAUGCUUUUUUUUCUUCCGAGAAGAGCAGAUCAUUUUAUUUGAUUUUUUUUAAAAGUAGAUAGAAGCUAGAAGCUUUGGCGAGAAGUAGAAAAGAUAACUCACCAGGGUGAAAUAUGGAACGUGGAUUACUCAACCACCUGUUCUCAGCGAGGACCACUAUGCUCUGUUGUUUCUUCUUAUGUAAGUCAAUUUUCUGUCAUGAGAAGACCCACUCACAUGCGGAGGACGAGCUCUUCAAGAAGCUCUUCAUCGGGUACAACAAGUGGUCCAGACCCGUACCCAACAUCUCAGACGUGGUUAUCGUCAAGUUCGGACUCUCCAUAGCACAGCUCAUUGAUGUGGACGAGAAGAAUCAGAUGAUGACCACCAACGUCUGGCUGAAACAGGAGUGGAAUGACUACAAGCUACGCUGGACUCCUUCUGACUAUGACAACGUCACAUCCAUCAGAGUCCCGUCAGAACUCAUCUGGGUCCCAGACAUCGUCCUCUACAACAAUGCGGACGGUGAGUUCGCCGUGACCCACAUGACCAAGGCCCACCUGUUCCACAAUGGGAAGGUACGCUGGGUUCCCCCUGCCAUCUAUAAAUCCUCCUGUUCUAUAGACGUUACUUUCUUCCCCUUCGACCAGCAGAACUGUAAGAUGAAGUUUGGCUCUUGGACCUACGACAAGGCUAAAAUAGACCUGGAACGCUUCGAGAACACUGUGGAUCUGAACAACUACUGGGAGAGUGGAGAGUGGGCCAUCAUCAACGCAGUGGGAACAUACAACACCAAGAAGUACGACUGCUGUCAUGAGAUCUACCCUGAUAUCACCUACUUCUUCAUCAUCAGACGGCUGCCUCUCUUCUACACCAUAAACCUGAUCAUCCCCUGUCUGCUCAUCUCCUGUCUCACCGUCCUGGUCUUUUAUCUCCCCUCAGACUGUGGGGAGAAGAUCACUCUAUGUAUCUCCGUCCUCCUCUCCCUCACCGUCUUCCUGCUCCUCAUCACAGAGAUCAUCCCUUCCACCUCCCUGGUCAUCCCUCUGAUUGGAGAGUACCUCCUCUUCACCAUGAUCUUCGUCACUCUCUCCAUCGUCAUCACCGUGUUUGUCCUCAACGUCCACCACCGCUCCCCGGGGACCCAUAAGAUGCCUCGCUGGGUCCACUCUGUCUUCCUGGACCUGAUCCCCAGGUGGCUGUUCAUGAGGCGGCCUGCGCCGGACGGAAGGAAACGCAGGUUGUUGAUGCUCCAGCAGGGGGCAGCGAUGGCAUGGCACCAGGGACGGACCAUCACCGCCAGACCAGCAGGCCUAGGCCCUCCUCCUUUCCUCAGCACCUCAGCCAGCUGGCUCCGGGACGGAGGAGGGACAACGGAGGACCUCCAAAGACGGAGCCCCUGUUAUGAGGACCUUGAGCUGGGGGAGCUGACGUCCUACUUCUCCUUCCGUCCUCCGUCACCCAGACCUCCGGGCUCCACCCCUCCACCCCAGCAGAACCAUCCACACCCGGGGGCAGGGCAGCCCCAUAACCGCCUGGAUGGAGGGGUUGAAGGAGGAGGAGGAGGAGGGGUGCAUAGAAGGGUUAACCUGACCCAGCGACCGGCUAACUUGGUGUCAGACUCUAGAGGGAUAGAGUUCCCUUUGUCUCCCAGCAUGAUACGUGCUCUGGAGGGACUGCACUAUAUCGCAGACCACCUGAGGGCAGAGGAUGCUGACUUUAGUGUGAAGGAAGAUUGGAAGUACGUUGCCAUGGUGAUCGACCGUAUCUUCCUGUGGAUGUUUAUCAUUGUAUGUCUCCUAGGAACCAUUGGACUCUUCCUCCCUCCCUGGCUGGCUGGCAUGAUAUAGGACCUGUACUCUUCCUCCCUACCUGGCUGGCUGGCAUGAUAUAGGACCUGUACUCUUCCUCCCUCCCUGGCUGGCUGGCCAGCAUGAUAUAGGACCUGUACUCUUCCUUCCUACCUGGCUGGCUGGCAUGAUAUAGGACCUGUACUCUUCCUCCCUCCCUGGCUGGCUGGCCGGCCAGCAUGAUAUAGGACCUGUACUCUUCCUCCCUCCCUGGCUGGCUGGCCAGCAUGAUAUAGGACCUGUACUCUUCCUCCCUCCCAGGCUGGCUGGCCAGCAUGAUAUAGGACCUGUACUCUUCCUCCCUCCCUGGCUGGCUGGCCAGCAUGAUAUAGGACCUGUACUCUUCCUCCCUCCCUGGCUGGCUGGCCAGCAUGAUAUAGGACCUGUACUCUUCCUCCCUACCUGGCUGGCUGGCCAGCAUGAUAUAGGACCUGUACUCUUCCUCCCUCCCUGGCUGGCUGGCCAGCAUGAUAUAGGACCUGGACUCUUCCUUCCUACCCGGCUGGCCAGCAUGAUUUAGGACCUGGACUCUUCCUUCCUACCCGGCUGGCCAGCAUGAUUUAGGACCUGGACUCUUCCUUCCUACCCGCCUGGCCGGCAUGAUUUAGGACCUGGGGUCUGGGCCUGAGAUCUACCAUGCCUGGCCGGCAUGAUUUAGGACCUGGGGUCUGGGCCUGAGAUCUACCAUGCCUGGCCGGCAUGAUUUAGGACCUGGGGUCUGGGCCUGAGAUCUACCAUGCCUGGCCAGCAUGAUUUAGGACCUGGGGUCUGGGCCUGAGAUCUACCAUUCCUGGCACAAGACUGGCUGGCAUCACCUAGGACCUGCAGACUUAACCUCUACCUUCUGCCCCCGGAGCAGGCUGGCACAGUGGAACUAGCACUACGACAAUGGUGUGCAGUAACUUGAACCAAUAGGUUUUUUUAUUGCAGAAAAUGAUGGUUUAGGAAGAGAUGAACUGUUACGGAACAUCAUGUUCAAGCAGGCAGAGGACCGUCGGGCACGGUAACAGUGCAAAAGCGCUCUCUAGUGGAAGCUUUCUGUUCCACAGGGGGAAAAAAACUGGAAUAAACAGAACUGAGGAAUUAACUAGAUGAAUGACUGGCACUACCAAUGUACUGCUUCAUAUUGGAGAAGCAAUGACUUGUGGGUAAAUGCUAUCCAAUAAGGUGACUGUCUGCUUUUUACCUCAAAGGACAAAUAAGUUGCAUGCUCUACUACUGGAAAAAUAAAAAAAUUGAUAAUAUGAACACUGAAUCAGUUUGCAUUGCAAAGCAGAGCAGAACAUAUUUAUAUUGACUGAGCUGUUCCAGAUCUCUGAUGCUGUUGCUGCCAUAACAAUAUCAAACACAAGCUGCUGUGGUAAUAAAUACUGUAUAGACAGAAACGCAUGUUUUUAGUUAACUGAUUUAAUGUUUGCACCAAGAGUACUGAUUGAAGUCUAUACAUUGGCCUAAUGUAAGAGAAUGGGAACAUCCUGAACAAAAAAACACAAAAAAAUGUUUGUUAAUAACCACAAUUACGACACAAAAUUAUAAUUUUUGUAACGUUGGGACUAUAAUGUUCUAUCGAGCAUUAAAGUUUUCACAUCCUUGAUC